This is a messenger RNA of Piliocolobus tephrosceles (Ugandan red Colobus), 6108 nucleotides long. RefSeq names its product sorting nexin 20 (gene SNX20). Gene Ontology annotation, cellular component: early endosome membrane. The transcript has 4 exons. Bases 174 to 1124 code for a protein of 316 amino acids. The record is from RefSeq and is a predicted model, not a curated record. Gene Ontology annotation, biological process: protein transport. Lineage: Eukaryota; Metazoa; Chordata; Mammalia; Primates; Cercopithecidae. Gene Ontology annotation, molecular function: phosphatidylinositol phosphate binding.
GGGCGAUCAGGAGCAGGUCACACAGCCUAUUUCCUGUUUUCAAACGGGGAACUUAGAAAGUGUCAGUCCCUCGGCUGGUCGCUGGAGCUGAGAACCAAGAGCUCGAAGGGGCCAUGUGACACUCCUUCCGGACCCCUGGACACGCACAGCCCCAGAGACUGGAGGCUUGGAGCAUGGCAAGUCCAGAGCACCCUGGGAGCCCUGGUUGGAAGGGACCCGUAACACAGUGCACAGCAAGGACCCAGCAGGAAGCACCAGCCGCUGGCCCUGACCUCCUGCGCCCAGGACCUGACAGGCAUUUAGACAUGCAUAGUGGCCUGAGCUCCAACUCCAGCAUGACCACGCGGGAGCUUCAGCAGUACUGGCAGAACGAGAAAUGCCGCUGGAAGCACGUCAAACUGCUCUUUGAGAUUGCUUCAGCUCGCAUCGAGGAGAGAAAAGUCUCUAAGUUUGUGGUGUACCAAAUCAUCGUCAUCCAGACUGGGAGCUUUGACAACAACAAGGCCGUCCUGGAACGGCGCUAUUCCGACUUCGCAAAGCUCCAGAAAGCGCUGCUAAAGACGUUCAGGGAGGAGAUCGAAGACGUGGAAUUCCCCAGGAAGCACCUGACGGGGAACUUCGCGGAGGAGAUGAUCUGCGAGCGUCGGCGCGCCCUGCAGGAGUACCUGGGCCUGCUCUACGCCAUCCGCUGCGUGCGCCGCUCCCGGGAGUUCCUGGACUUCCUCACGCGGCCGGAGCUGCGCGAGGCGUUCGGCUGCCUGCGGGCCGGCCAGUACCCGCGCGCCCUGGAGCUGCUGCUGCGCGUGCUGCCGCUGCAGGAGAAGCUCACCGCCCACUGCCCCGCAGCCGCCGUCCCGGCCCUAUGCGCUGUGCUGCUGUGCCACCGCGACCUCGACCGCCCGGCCGAGGCCUUCGCGGCAGGAGAGAGGGCCCUGCAGCGCCUGCAGGCCAGAGAGGGUCAUCGCUACUACGCGCCUCUGCUGGACGCCAUGGUCCGCCUGGCCUACACGCUGGGCAAGGACUUCGUGUCUCUGCAGGAAAGGCUGGAGGAGAGCCAGCUCCGGAGGCCCACGCCCCGCGGCAUCACCCUGAAGGAGCUCACCGUGCGAGAAUACCUGCACUGAGCCGGCCUAAGACCCCGCAGGGACGCUGGAGAUUUGGGGUCACCAUGGCUCAUGGUGGGCUGUUUGGGGUUCUUCUUCUUUUUUCCUUUUUCCUUUUCUUUUUUGUUAUUUGAGACAGUCUUGCUCUGUCACCCAGGCUGAAGUAUAGUGGCUCAAUUAUGUCUAACUGCAGCCUCAAACUCCUGGGCACAAGCAAUCCUCCCACCUCAGCCUCCCAAGUAGCUGGGAAACAGGUGCACGCCACCACACCAGGCUAAUUUUUAUUUUUAUUUUUUUUGUAGAGACAGGAUCUCUCUGUUGCCCAGGCUACUCUCAAACUUCUGACCUUAAAUGAUCUUCCUGCCUCAGCUUCCCAAAACACUGGGGUUACAAGUGUGAGCCACCACCCCUGGCCUGGAGUUCAUUGUUAAUGGGAAAAGCCAUUGGGGGCUCUAACUUGCUGGGUGACUUUGAACAAGCCCCUCCUCUGGUCCUCAAUUUCCCCAUCUGUAUCAGACAGAGGUGCUCCUGGGACCCCUUGGAUGCCUCUGCUUGUGUGCCACGUCCCUUUGAUGCCAUGGCCACUUCAUCUCCAAAACACAAACCCAACUGCCAAAAACAUCCAGACCAGUGUCCACCCCACCAGUGUCUUCGUGGGAAGCUGGAGAAGAAGUUUACCUUGCACAUUCUAGACAAAGCUUAGUCCAUUUCCUUGAAGACAGUUCUCUCCAGCUGCUCCAAGGCUUUUCUCUCUGUUCCUUCCACCUCAGAAUUGCUUUAAAAUAUUCCCAUCCAUUAUCCUAAUACUAUCCUAGUAUUCUAGUCCUUCCCCCUUACCAUGUAGACCUGAUGAAGCAAAACAAAUCUCACCUACUGCCCUCAAGAACAGCCUCUACACACACACACACACACACACACACACACACACACGGUGGGAGUUGUAUGCCAUCCUUUUGAAGGGUGGGAGGACCCUGGGCCAGAAAGCAAUAAUGGCAUAAGAUUCUGUGAUACAAGGCAUUUUUGGCAAGGGAAGUUGCCAACAAUUUUUCUGGCUGGGAUGGCAUAGCACAUUGUCUAGGGGUGGAUCUUCAUUCAUAAGGCAGCUGUUCCCUGAAUGGCUUCCCUGGGUUAUGUAGAAACAGCCCUGGGAGGAGUUGAUACAACAUACUUAAUGGGGCUUCUGUGUAGAAGAGACUGAAUCCUCAACACUGCCCCUUUUGAGGGUCUGUGAUCCUGGAACCUCUCUGAUGAACUGGGAUGCCCUUGACUGAGGUCUGCUGUCUGGAAAGGACACCACAGGCCCAGAAUGAAGGGGCAUCUGGACCAAUGACCUAGAUUCAACACAGGGCUUGGAGCUGGUGGUACAGGCUGGUUUUGGCCCAAUGUGUGUUGGAGGCUGGAAGCCCCUGAAGACCUAAACUGCCUGGAUGAGCUCAUUAGGGUGCAUUAAAGAGUCUGUAAUUUGAGAACCUUAAUGUGAGGCACCACUUAAGGGGAGGGACUUGGCCCAGCAAGUGAUCACUGUAGAGUUGGACAAGUAUACACUAGACUGUACCAGAAUCUAUUCAACAGCGACACCUUGUGGUAACAACUGUAGACGCCCCAUCAGGCUUGAUGGGAGACUAGAAACAGACUUUCUCGUGUUUGAACAGAUAUCCCUCAAAUCUCCCAAUCUACUCCAGGGAAAAGACACUUCAAGUGAGGGAUAUUGGACUUCUUGAAAAUCUAGGCCUAUGGAAAAGUAAAGUAUUAAAUGGAAAAAUUAAAGAGCUAUGAGUCUAUUUGUAAUGACAGAACAGAUUAUAUUGAUUUUGUCAGUUAUUUCUUCAAAUCUAAAAUGCUGUCAACUCUAAGAUGCACCAAAUGUUUACUAAGAAAGAAAAAAUACCCAACAUGGACAGUUUAAUGGGGUAUUCCAGCAAAAAAAAAAAAAAAAAAAAAAAACCUGGAAAACCAAAGAGUUAGACCCCUGAUAUAAGGAUUAAUACCAAAUAAACCUGUUGUACAGGAGGGACAUUAAGAAAAUUCGCACAAAUCAAACUUGGCACUGGGUUGAGUACAGGGAACUUCCUCUAAGAAUUUGAACUGCAAGCUGGCACUCACCCAUGUUUUAGGGCUGAAUACACACAGCGUGGUCCAAAAUCCUUCAAGCACAGAAAUCAUGUUAAAGUGGUCUCAGAUGGAGGUGUUCCAGGUGCCUCAAGACCUGGAGAUCUUCAGGUCUUCCCUUGGACUGAAGGAUGUCAGCAUCAAGCCAGGCCUAUAAGGAGUGUAGGAUCCCAUUGAGUUCAGAGGUGCUGAAACGUGAAAAAAAAUGUGCAUCUCAAAAUCACAGAUAGAUGAUAUGUGUGUGGGGGGGGGGGGUGUGUGUGGUGUGCACAGAAAGAGAAAAUACUUAUAUGGGAGUAAAGGAGCCUAUAGAAUCACAUGGGGGGCUCCCCAUCAGUACCUCUGAAAAGGGGUUGGCUUCCCACACAGUGCACAGGAAAUGGAUUUAUUCAGGCUUCCCAAAAAGGGACUGGCCACAUGGGGCAGCUUCAGGACCAUCACCUUGCCUCUUCCUGAUGACACUCAAUGCUGCCCCUUCCUCAUGCUUCUGGCAGCCUUGGCCUGAAGGUCCAUGGGAGUUUCUUCUGGCCAUGGACAUUGCAUCUUCAUCCACUACAAGUUGUCUGAUGGCCUGGGAUGGCCUGCCACAGUCAGCUCCUCCUGGCAUCUCCCAUAUGCUGCAGCAAUUAGAGCCCACUCAUUCCUUGGGUUCCUGGAACAAGUCCUUGAAUUCCUCAGGCCCCCUCCUCCAGCAAGCUUUCCGCAGGGCCCACUGCCGCCCCACCAGUGUACCCCACCUCCCCUGUUUGCCUGGGCCCUCUCCUACGCCACCUGUAUUAGUCCUUGUUUCUAGGAGACUUUAGAGUGGUGGCAGCUGGGACUGGACCUUCUUCUCCUGACCCCCCAAAAGCUGGGUCCACAGGAGAGGUGAGGAGUACCUGACCUCCAUACCCAGGAGGGAACCUUGUUAGGAACACAGAAUUUCAGGCCCAGUCCUAGACCUGCUGAAUCUGAGUCUGCACUUUAACAAGAGCAUCCCCUACUGCCACAGGCGACUCUUACCUGCAUACCUCAAAGGUUGAGAAGCCCAGUGUUGAACUGACUUGAAGGCACCUCGAUGAAAAUCAUCCACGGAACUGGGCCGUCUGUGGUCCUGGGUUCAUCCUCAUCCUUGUCUUCUCUCCACCCGGGCCCUCUACCGUACAGGUGUCCCAUCCCAGGGGACUGCAGAUGGGCCCACCAUCCCAGGCUCACAACCAUACCUGCAAACCCACUCUGGGCAUUUGGCCUGGAGCUUAAAGGCAUUCAUUCCAAUGAAGCCCUGCUCCAGCAGCCACUCCCUGCCACUGGCUGUGACGGAGUCCUGGGGUCUCCUCUUUGAGCUGGGAUUAGGCAUCCUCAUGAGACCCUGUCCCCUGGGAUGCCGACAGGUCCAUGCCAAGCCCACAAUUGAAAACCAGCUCUGCACACAGCUCCCUGUGUGGUAAAAGUCAGGGCUCCCCAGGUCUACUGUGUGACCAGGCACUGUCAGGCCAUUGAUAGCACCAUCAGUCCAGCUCUGCUCGGGACAUGUUCCUAUCCCAUGUCUCAGUUGAGGAAAAUGGGAUCAUUUGUAACAUUGUAAUCUGGGGGGGGUAAGUGACUUGCCCAGGGUUACACAGCUAAUAGCUGGAGCAUGAAAUUAAGCCCAGGCUUUAAUUUGACCCAAGCCGUAUUUUCCUUGCUGAGCCCCACAUUAAAGGAUGUGGAGGAGAAGGGAAGGGAUAUACCCCUGGUCCCCUCACUGAAAUGGGUCCUUGAUGUGGUUUGGAUGUAUGGCUGUCACCUCCAAAUCUCAUGCUGAAUGUGACUCCCAGUGUUGAAGGUGCGACCUGGUGGGAGAUGUUUGGGUCAUGGCGGCAGGUCCCUCAUGGAUGGCUUGGUGCCCUCCCCGUGGUAAUGAGUGAGUUCUUGCUCUGUUAGUUUAUGUGAGAGCUGGUUGUUUAGAAGAGCCUGACAUCGCUCUUGCUCCCUUUCUUGCCAUGUAAGUCAUGAGCUCCCCCUUCCCCUUCCACCAUAAGUGGAAGCUUCCUGAAGCUUCACCAGAAGCAAUGUCGGUGCCAUGCUUCUUGUACAACCUGCACAAUCGUGAGCCAAAUAACCCUCUUUUCUUUAUAAGCUACUCAGCCUCAGGUAUUCCUUUAUAGCAAUGCAAAAUGGACUGACAUGCCCUUAAAGGUCAUUUUACUCAUCUCUGUUUACAGAUGGGAAAAUCAAGGGCUGGAGAGGUGACUCACCCAGGGUCACAUGGCGAGACAGGGACAGCACUAGGACCAGACCCGAGAUAUCCACGUCAAAGUGACAUGCUCUGAGAGGCAGCACACACAAAAUAACCCUGCAUUCAAAUUCCAGGAAGCCUUUAGGGGUCACCCAGCUGCGCCUGGGGGUGCAGGGUCAGUGCUGAGUCCUGGGCAGGGCCACUAGCCUCUCUGAGCUUCCUGGCUGCAGGCUGGGAGGCACAGUUCAGGGUGGACUGUGCCCUUUCAGCCUAGCAUGCCCUUCGCUGUGCUCUCUAGUGGCUGUCCCCAUAGCUGGAACUCUGUUUUUGGAGCAGCAAAACCAGUUCCACCUGCUGGUAGGGGUAGGUUGGCUCCCAGCAUGUCCCCAGCGGGCCUCUCUUGGGCUCAAAAGCCAAGCUGUGCCCAGUCACGCCUCCAAAUGCUUCCUGGCCCCCAUGCAGAAACUGCAUUUAGCUGCCUUCCCAGAAAUUCCUGCAUGCUUGUACAGCCCUUUCCUCUGGGGCCCAACAAUGCCACAGCCUGUUCUAUCAACCACCAGCCGUUUUCCUUUGAGCAGUCUCUUUUUACUUAUGCACAUUUACUUGAAAAAGAAACUUCCUAUUACUAUCCUAAAUGGAAACUCAGAAUCACUUGCUAUAAUUAGAAAGUAGCUACAAAAAUAAACACAAUGAAACCGA